UAAUUUUGUCUCCACUACAUUUCUAUAGUUUUUGAAGGUCACAAAGUUAGAUAGUAAUAAAUUGGUUAUUGAUACAAGAAUAGGUUGAGCAGAAGGAGACAAGAAGCGCUUCUCCCCGCCCAUGAAUAUGAUUGGCUCAGGAUAAUUGUCCAAUGAGAUUCCAGGAUGUACCGAAAACAGGAACAGUUUAGUAUCAGCCAACACACAAGACUGUCAAUUCGUAACCAACAGCAGUAUGGUUUAUGGUUUAUGACAGAGUCGUAAUCUUUGUCUGUGUCUACUUUAUCAGACGGAGUUCCAGGGUCUGUCGGGAUGAAGGGCUUGUAUUUGGUGGAGCCGGUGGUGGCUGUGUACGCGUUUGCCAUUUUUAUGGUGUAUCCUCUGGUGCAGCAGUAUGUGUACCGCCGUCUGUGGCAGCAGAUCACCAACACGUCCUACCCGGUAAUGGACACUUCAUCCCAGUGCGACACGAACCACUCCAGCAACCUCUCCAGCCAGUAUGAAGAAGUGCAAAAAGCAGCAUCGCUGUUCUCCAUGUACUCAGAACUUUUCUCCAUGAUCCCCAGUCUCCCUAUGACCCUUGUCCUUGUGGCUUAUAGUGACCAGCGUGGACGUAAAAUCACCAUCAUUCUUCCUCUCAUAGGCUCUUUGGUCUACUGCUUGUGCCUUCUAGCAGUGUCCAUCUUUGAGCUUAACCUCUACCUGCUAAUCGCAGCAUCCAUAUUCAGCUCCCUCUUUGGUGGCAUUGGCACUAUCCUGGGUGGUUGUUUCUCCUACGUGGCUGACUUGUGUGAGGAUGGAAAGCAGAAGAUGCUACGGAUGGCAGGACUGGACAUGAUGCUCGGGCUUCUCUCCGGCGUUGCCGUGAUCUCCACUGGCUAUUUUUUGCAUGCCACAGGAUUUAACUGGCCCUUUUUCACUGCUGCCAUAUUCCAUGUGCUCAAUCUGGUUUAUGCAGUGUUUAUUCUGGAGGAGAGCAGAGUGAUUGACAGCACGAACUGUGCUGAAAACGACCCUCAUAUUUUGCAGAAGCUUACUCUUGGGAUCUACCAACUCUUUGCCCGGGGAAGCAGGAGCAGGAACUGCCUGCUUAUACUCUUGAUAACCAUUUUCUGCUCAUUCAGUUUUGUUUACUUUGGAGGCCUGAGUUUGGUCACGCUUUACGAGCUGAAUGAACCAUUGUGCUGGAAUGAAAUUCUCAUUGGCUAUGGCUCGGCUCUGUCCACGGCUGUGUUUGCUGUCAGCUUCGUUGGGGUUUAUGUGUUAUCAUGCUGCCUCUCUGCCCCUAGCAUCAUCUUCAUUGGGAUGUUGUCCGUUUUCAUUGGCUUAGUGAUGAUGGCUUUCAUCAAAACCACACUUCUGAUGUUUCUUGUGAGGAUUCCCAUGCUCCUGGGUAUCAUGCCAUUUCCUGUCAUGCGCUCCAUAAUGUCGAAGAUGGUCUCAAAGAGUGAGCAGGGUGCACUCUUUGCCUGUGUGACUGCCAUUGAUAACGUAACAACUACCGUGGCAACUGCAGCAUUCAACAGCAUCUAUGCUGCUACAGUGGGCUGGUUCUCUGGCUUUGCCUUCCUCCUGGCUGGUGUCUUGUGCCUUAUUCCCAUGAGUCUGCUUGGCAUUCUUCGAUUCUUUGGGCUGGAAAAUACUAGUGAAAGCGAGAGUCUCUUGCCACAAGAGGAAACUCAAGAAACGGACAACACACCUGUGGCCUAGAAAAAGAGAAAGCAGCGCUCUCGCACCACUCUGUCUGCAUCUGGGUAUAUUCAGAUCAGUGAGCAGUGUACUUUAAACUACAUUUUUACCUUUUGCACUUUAUAUAUUACAAAAACCUUGACUUUAGGAAUGUAGCAGUUGUGAAAUGUAGCAAAUGUAAAAAUGCUUAAUAAGGGAAUUCACACAAACAUUCCAAAUAAGGGUUCCCCAAAUAUGCACUGUAAGUGUGCUCCAGGUCAUGUUAUACAUUGCAAUUUCUGAUUUGGUGGAACAUAUGUGAAGUUUUUAAAAAGGAUUUUUAUAUGGGCCAUUUUUUUUCAAAUGUUGAGAUUUUCUCCAAAUGAAUAUGAAAAAGUAUUUUACAGCUGCAGCAAUGUAUAGAAGAAUGAAAUGUGUUAUAAUGUUGGAAAUUACCUGAUUAUUAUUAGAUUAGAUUUAUAAUUAUUAUUAUUUCCUUGGUAUUACAGGUAUUUUAUUAUGAAGUGCCUUUUUAUAGUUACAUUUGCAAGUAGGCAAUAUCAGAAGUAGGUCAGUCCAAUACAGGGUAAAGGGAUUGGAUGAGGUAUUGUUAAUAUUUUUUACUGUGGUGAUGAGUAUUUGUUGAUUCAGAAACCUGCCAAAAACCUGUAUAUUUAGAAACCUGCAUGUUUUCAAUCAUUCUUGCUCUAUCAGUGUGUUACUCUAUUUUUUCUUUCUUUUUUUUGCCACUAAAGGUUUGGCUGUGUUACAGUAGGUCAAAAAUAGGCAUUAUAGCAUCCAAAUAUAGUUUCUAUUCCAGCCCAGGAAAUAAAAUUUGAAUAAAUAUUA
This is a messenger RNA of Silurus meridionalis, 2517 nucleotides long. RefSeq names its product solute carrier family 46 member 3. Gene Ontology annotation, biological process: vacuolar transmembrane transport. The record is from RefSeq and is a predicted model, not a curated record. Gene Ontology annotation, cellular component: lysosomal membrane. Gene Ontology annotation, molecular function: transmembrane transporter activity. Lineage: Eukaryota; Metazoa; Chordata; Actinopteri; Siluriformes; Siluridae. Bases 313 to 1710 code for a protein of 465 amino acids. The transcript has 6 exons.